ACUACUGAGUCCAACGGGCACAACAAUACACAAGAGCCCGAUUAUUUCUCGACCGAUCUUGAUUUUGACACUGCGUACAUGCUAAUGACAAAUGAACUUGAUGCGGGCACUCCUUCUAGCGCCGGGUUAUCUGGCGUGAACAAACUCUCCGCCGGCUCGCAAACCACGUCUGGGUCCAUUCCUGCAGACCACUCGACAACCGUCCCACAGACGCCGCCGAUGACAAACGUCGUGUCUACGGGGCUGUCGCCCUUUUAUAGAUCACCGAAACUAGUCCAGGAACAACUUUCGCGACCCUUAACCCCGGACAACAACAAACUUCUUCAUGACAAAAACAGCUUUCUUGCCCGUCGAGUCCUGCUCAGGCCACUUCGCCUGUGUCGCCUAACACAAGGAAUUUGCUGA
Molecule: messenger RNA, 405 nt
Organism: Ogataea polymorpha
Lineage: Eukaryota; Fungi; Ascomycota; Pichiomycetes; Pichiales; Pichiaceae
Exons: 2
Coding region: 79-405 (108 amino acids)
Source: RefSeq, a predicted model, not a curated record